CGCCAUUUUAUGCUGCUGCGCCGGUAUUUAUAUGAGAAGAUAUCCUGUUUAGCUCACUUGCAUAGCCAGCGUAUAGUUUAGUGUCUGCCUACGUAGUAUCUAGUUGCUUUUCAUUAAAGAACGGAAUUAAAAGAAAAAAAGCCACUACUGGUAUUAUUUUUGUAUUUAGUUUAUUUUUAUUGUGUGAGAGAGAAAGAAGUCAUGUCCUCCGAAGCCCCUGAGUAUUCCGCUUUCUUCGCAGUGAUGGGCGCCUCUGCGGCCAUGGUCUUCAGCGCCUUGGGAGCUGCCUAUGGCACAGCGAAGAGUGGCACUGGUAUUGCAGCCAUGUCCGUGAUGAGGCCGGAGCUGAUCAUGAAGUCCAUCAUCCCUGUAGUCAUGGCGGGUAUCAUUGCUAUCUACGGCCUGGUUGUGGCAGUGCUAAUCGCCAAUUCCCUCGCACCAGGCAUCACGCUGUUCAAGAGCUUUCUGCAGCUUGGAGCUGGGCUGAGUGUGGGCCUCAGUGGGCUGGCAGCUGGCUUUGCCAUCGGCAUCGUGGGUGACGCGGGAGUCCGGGGCACAGCACAGCAGCCCAGGUUAUUUGUGGGCAUGAUCCUGAUCCUAAUUUUCGCUGAAGUCUUGGGGCUGUAUGGCCUGAUCGUCGCCCUGAUCCUCUCCACAAAAUAAAUGUCCAUCAGUGCUGCUAAAAAUUAAAAAAAAACAAAAAAAAAAAAAAGCUCCAUAAAUAUUUUGGUCUUAUCUCCACAAUGUGUACAGUUGUCUCAGUUUGGUAGUCAACCUCUUGUAAAUGCGAAAUGUACUUUAGUGAUUAGUCUGUCGUGUGUGUUUUGUAGAGAUCUAGAUCAUUAUUUUAAUUGUUUUUUGCAGGUUAGCCAGGUUAUUUGUCUCUCCAGUGUCUGAGGAAAUUGACUGGGGCUAACCUGGUGGGGCACCAUUUUCAGUUUCCAUUUUGACGUUGAGAGCUAUCUAUACAUGUGUGGAAUAGGCUUGCUUUUUUAUUUGUAUUUUUUCCACAGAUUUUAUUUAUAAAGGUUUGAAGUGGUGCAUAUAAUUGUUUAAAUUGAGCAAAGUCUUUAAUGAAUUCCCCAUGAUAAUAUAUAUAUAUAUAUAUAUAUAUAUAUAUAUCUAUAUAUAUAUAUAUAUAUAUAUAUAUAUAUAUAUAUAUAUCUAUAUAUAUAUAAAUUAUAAAUAUAUCUAUGUAUAGGUAGGUUAUUGCAAUGUGGGUAAUUGUAAAGUGCUUGGAAUUCCAUUGGCUGUAAUUGGUUUAGAAAGGCGAUUGCUGUUAGUGUCAUGGUAUUGGAGUGGGAGUUGUGUGUGAAUUAUUAUAAUGCAGAUAUUCUCAAAACACUUGUAACCUGUUUUCCUGUAGUACAUCUAUGACGAUUUACAUUAAGGUGUGCACCCACUGAUGGGUUUCACAGGUCUAAUAUUUCCAAAUAAAUUUCCUCAACUUCUGUA
Messenger RNA from Polyodon spathula (Mississippi paddlefish), 1455 nucleotides. RefSeq names its product V-type proton ATPase 16 kDa proteolipid subunit. NCBI's taxonomy places the organism in Eukaryota, Metazoa, Chordata, Actinopteri, Acipenseriformes, Polyodontidae. The transcript has 3 exons. Bases 202 to 663 code for a protein of 153 amino acids. Gene Ontology annotation, biological process: proton transmembrane transport. The record is from RefSeq and is a predicted model, not a curated record. Gene Ontology annotation, molecular function: proton-transporting ATPase activity, rotational mechanism. Gene Ontology annotation, cellular component: proton-transporting V-type ATPase, V0 domain.